AUGGGCUUGGCGCUAGAGGAGCGCCGAACAGGCUCACCUAGCAAGCCUGACACGGCACUAAACCGAUCUGUGGCAGGGUCUGUCGGUGCUCGUGUGCCCAUGUCUGGCAUUCGCACACCUAGCGCGUCUAGCGUGGGUCGCCUCGCCGAGCUCGGCGUAUCGAGCGAGCCGAUCCAAGCAUACCUGCGAAUCCGACCCGACACGCAGGGGAUACAGACGGACCCUUACCUAAAGGCCGUGUCAGAGACGGAAGCCGUCCUACAGCCGCCCACAGACGUGGCUACCCGGCGGUACGCUCGUUCGCGUCACGCUGCGCAGGCCCCUACUAAGUACACUUUCUCCCGCGUGUUUGCGCCCGUCCCUACCGAAUCGCCAAGGGAAGCACAACAAUCUUUUUUUCAGCAUACUACUCUUUCCUUGGUGAAGGACUUACUCGAAGGUAAGAACAGCCUCGUGUUCACCUAUGGCGUUACCAACUCGGGUAAAACAUAUACUGUGCAAGGCAAUGACGAACCGGGCGAGGCAGGUAUUCUGCCUCGCACAAUGGAUGUAAUAUUUAACAGUAUCCAGGGGCGUGAGUGCACCAAGGCCGUGCGUCCAAUGGGUCUGACUGGCGUGCAGCCUGGGGUCUCAGAUCCCAGUAAGAGCCUUCUAGCAAGCCGUCCUCGGGCCAAGCCGCGGCCGGGCGUAGGACGUGGGGCGGAUGUGGGAGUAGGAAAAGCUGGCAUCUUUCAGUCGCCUGCCACCGAUCCGACUACGCUCGCUGUACACCCUGAUUACCGCUACAGUGUGUGGGUGAGCUAUGUGGAAGUGUACAACGAAAAGCUUUAUGACCUGCUGGAAGCGCCCAUGCCAUCGCUGCUGGCACGAACCGAUGCAGUGCGUGACGAGACGGACGAGAAGUCGGCUGGACCUGCGCGUCGUCCCCUGCUGUUAAAGAGUGAGGUCGAGAGUGGCGGUAAGUACGUGGGCGGACUUAAGGAGAUCAAGAUAUCCAACAUUUACGAGGCACGCGAAAUUUUGCGCUGCGGCCAAGAAAACCGCUCCGUAUUCAGCACCAUGGCCAACCGCUCUAGCUCUCGCUCCCACAGUGUUUUUACCAUCAAGAUUCUGCGCGAGCUCACAACUGUGCAAUUAGGUGAGCGGGACGUAUCUGGCCUGAGUCGCAAGUACUUUGUGUCACGACUGAGCAUUGUGGACCUCGCGGGAAGCGAGCGCAUUGCUAACACGGAUGUGCCCGCCGGCCCGCGAUUGAAGGAAGCAGGCAACAUCAACAAGAGUCUAAUGUGCUUGGGCCAGUGCCUGGAGACCAUGCGCAAAAACCAGCUGCGGGCUGGAAUCGUGGCGCCUGGUGACGCCAAGGUGGCUCUUUCGUCGUCGCGCUCCGAUGACACACGCAAGCGGCGGCAGAGUAUUGUACCUUUUCGCCAUUCAAAGCUCACAGAGCUAUUCCAGUCGUUCUUUAUGGGUGAUGGCAAGGUGGUAAUGAUUGUAAAUGUGAAUCCGUAUGGCACCGGGUACGAGGAGAGUGCCAAUGUCAUGCGGUUUAGUGCCAUGGCCAGAGACGUCGGUAUCCAAGUAUCGGCUGUUUCUGGGCCGGGCCCUGGCAGUGCGGAUACAUCAAGCCUAUCGCUGGCAUCACAAGCUGAAUCAGACCAUGAGGACGAUGACGUCGACGAGGACACUGAUGAGUUUGUUAACAUGCUUGUCGAGGAAAAUGAGCGGCUGCGCCAGCGCUGCGAGAGGGCAGAGAGCCUCUGUCAGACUCUAGAAAAGACUGUCAGAGACGAGAUGGCCCAACAUAUGGAGGAAGCGCUCAACCACAUGCGGCAGUACUACGAGCGCCAACUGCAGGCGGAAAUUGAUGCCAGUGAUGCGUUCCUGGACCGCAAGAUCGACCUUCUGGCGCGCAUGACGCGCGCUGCGCCCCAGGAACCGUCCUUCACGUCUACAUCUGAGACCGAUGACGAGUCUGUGCCCAGCUAUACCUCCGUGCUUCAGUCGAACGUCUCGCGUAUGAACCAAACGCCACGUGCGUCAGAGCCCACGAAGCCGACAGAUCUCGCUGGUCUUGCAGACGAAUCUCAGGAAGGACUCAUCCUCCCGCAUACCCCUAGUCCUCAGAAACGUGUGCGUCGAUUAGGUACACGGGCUAUUCAGAGCGACGAUAUGGAGCGCCUCGUGCACCACAUCGAUGCAGAGCCUACGCUCCCUCAUAGCCUGCGCCGUACGCUUCGGUAG
Molecule: messenger RNA, 2241 nt
Organism: Malassezia sympodialis ATCC 42132
Lineage: Eukaryota; Fungi; Basidiomycota; Malasseziomycetes; Malasseziales; Malasseziaceae
Biological process (GO): mitotic spindle assembly; microtubule-based movement; spindle elongation
Cellular component (GO): nucleus; mitotic spindle; spindle microtubule
Molecular function (GO): plus-end-directed microtubule motor activity; microtubule binding; ATP binding
Source: RefSeq, a predicted model, not a curated record